UGCCGUGUAAAUAUGGAGGCGAUUAUAUGCGUGUGAGCGGCAGCUUUCGAUCAUAAGGAGGAGCUGAACCGGAAGUAUGCUGGUUAAUCCUGAACCUGCAGCCGUCAUGGGCGAGGCUGGGCGGGAAGACGAGCUGCGGCCGGUCCCCAGAGAGAGAGCCGUGCUGGAGAGCUUCUUCACUCAGCUCGGCAUGUUCUGGUUUGACCGAGCCAAAGACUACGUGGAGAAAGAGAAGGAGCAGAGCAGCAGGAGCGCCGCGGCCAUCUGGAGCUCUCUGCUCGCGGCUCUGGCGCACCUGGCGGCCGCGGAGAAGGCCUACCACAACAUGACCUUCCUCGGGCAAAAACUAGGAGGUCAGUCGUUCUUCAGCAGGAAGGAUUCCAUCAGGACCAUUUACACGUCCCUGCAGAACGAGCUGAAGAAGGUGGUGUCCAUGGGACGCCCGGCGCCGACCGGUUCCACGCCAUACCUGGAGGAGCUGCUGUCGCAUUUAUCCGAGCAGCUGUGCCACUUCACGCAGGCCAGGAUGGAGCUCGCGGACCUCUACGAGAAGAUGCACUGCCUCGGGAGCCAGAAAACGGUCAACUCUGAGGAGCUGGUGAGCACGCUGGAGAGCAUCCUGCACAAAUACAGCUCCAGGUUCCAUCAUCCCAUCCUGAGUCGUCUGGAGAGUGGGUUCCAGGUGGAGGUGGACGUUUUGGCGCAGCUGCUGCGCUGCCAGGCUCAGAUCUCAGAGUGGCACUUCCUGCCUUCGCUGCUCAACUUGCACGGAGCUCACGCCAAACUGCAGACGUGGGCUCAUGUGUUUGAGCGCCAGCGCGAGACCCGCAAGCACCUGUUCGGCGGCCAGUCCCAGAAGGCCGUGCAGCCGCCGCACUUGUAUUCAUGGUUGCAGCGUCUCCAGGGGGCGCUUUUGUCCAAGUUCAGCUUCUAUUUUCAUGAAGCGCUGAGUCGGCAAGCCCCGCCCUCUGAGAUGAAGGCGCUGACCGCUCGCACCUCGCCUGAUUACUUUGGAAAGAUCUCAGCCUUCGUGCGAAAGCAUGACGCCACCAACGUUUCACUGGUGUUUGAUAACCGUGGCAUGGAGAGCUUCCAGGGCCACGGGUACCACCAUCCACAUUCGUAUCGAGAGGCUCCCAAAGGCGUGGACCAGUUCCCUGCUGUGGUCUCGGUUCCAGGUGGCGAGCGGCCGUUAAACCACUGGCCCAACGUCAUCAUGAUCAUGAGCGACCGUGCCAACGAGCUCAACACACUCGACAAGGUGACGUACUUUUACGACGACAAGGUCCAGAGUACGUACUUCAUGACGAGACCAGAGCCUCACUUCACGCUUGUUGUGAUCUUCGAUGGCAAGAAAGCAGAGAAGGAUUCGCACAUCGUGGGCUUUCUGCACGAGAUUUCUGGCUCGCUGAGGAACUCCAAACCCUUCAGCACACUCAAGCCAGGCUCCAAAGGCUGAACGUGAUCAUGUGACCUACUUCAUAUCUAACGUUCAUUAACCACGGCUUUAAGUUAGAACAUCUCAUCUAUCUGAUUAAACAAUUUCUAUGAAUCAUUGUGCUGCUGAAACUUUUAGUAUUAUCAUUUUAAUCUUGAAGAAACACCAGAGGUCCAGUAGCCAGUUUUCUUUUGAUCUUGUGACCAAUCAGACCACAGGUUUUUUUUUUUUUAAUGUAUAUAUUUUUAGUAAUUUAUUUUUUUUCCACUCCUGCUGCUAUGAAACAAUUACAGUUCACCUUAUUUUUUUUUAAUAUGCAAUGAAUAACAUUUUUAAGAGCUGGUUAAUUUAAUUUUUUUUGACCAUUUACAAAAAUAAAAUUUGGAUAACUUUAAUCUCUUUGCGACAUUGAUUUACAAUCACUUUUAUUCAUUACGAGUUUAUAAAGCACUGGGAGGAUUUCACUGUUCAUGUGCUCGUAAAUGAACGAUAGCUUUAAAGGCGCCGUUAACGAUUAAGUCUGAAUACUUUUGGACGUCUUUUUGGUGAAGUUCGCCUCACAUUCCUGCAGCUUAAAUUAAAAAAAAAAAAUCUGCUUGGAACAAAAAUGCUAUUCUUUGGAAAGUGGGGGGAGGAAUGAUGUGGACCACCACCAUCCAACCAGUCGGCACAAAGAAAAGUUUCUACUGGUCAGUUCAGGAAGUUGUUCGAGCUGAGAGAAUGACUUUGGAGUGAACAAACGCAUUACUGGCUUUAUUGGUUUGAAGUUUGAGCUUCAGAACGUCCCAGCUUUAGCUAAUUUCUGACUGCACCUUAAUGUUUUGGGUAAGCAGCUGUUUUUUGUGGAACAUAAAACAAAUUGAAGUUGCUGUUAUUCUUGAUUUGUGGCUUUAAAUAAUGUGAAAUAACAUUUUACAGGAAUUAAAGAACUUGUGAACUCCUUGUGCCUUUUUUUUUUUUCCUCCUCUCAUCUACCGUAUAUGAAUCGACACUUGAUGUGUGAAUAAACUGGAAUGUUAAACUGU
Molecule: messenger RNA, 2463 nt
Organism: Neoarius graeffei (lesser salmon catfish)
Lineage: Eukaryota; Metazoa; Chordata; Actinopteri; Siluriformes; Ariidae
Gene: kics2
Product: KICSTOR subunit 2
Exons: 4
Coding region: 77-1459 (460 amino acids)
Biological process (GO): negative regulation of TORC1 signaling; cellular response to amino acid starvation; cellular response to glucose starvation
Cellular component (GO): KICSTOR complex
Source: RefSeq, a predicted model, not a curated record